Molecule: messenger RNA, 4040 nt
Organism: Nymphalis io (European peacock)
Lineage: Eukaryota; Metazoa; Arthropoda; Insecta; Lepidoptera; Nymphalidae
Gene: lasp
Product: LIM and SH3 domain protein Lasp
Exons: 8
Coding region: 153-1271 (372 amino acids)
Cellular component (GO): focal adhesion
Molecular function (GO): actin filament binding
Source: RefSeq, a predicted model, not a curated record
GGCAUGCGCGUUCGAGGAUGCUACGAAAAUCGUGCUCGUGAGUGUUUUUAUGAAUUCAAGUGAAUUUUGAACUUUGUUUGUGUAACGUGAAAGUUGUGUCUGUUAAAUAUUGUUCAUAUUUCUUUAGUGAUUGUGUUUUUUAAUUUGUCACAAUGAAUAAAACUUGUGCAAGGUGCGAAAAAACAGUUUAUCCAACGGAGGAAUUGAAAUGUUUAGACAAGGUGUGGCACAAAGGCUGUUUCAAAUGCCAAGAAUGCGGGAUGACGCUCAACAUGAGAACUUACAAGGGCUACGGGAAGCUGCCGUACUGCGAAUCACAUGUCCCGAAGGCGAAGCACACAACAAUGGCGGAAACGCCGGAACUGAAGCGGAUAGCUGAGAAUACAAAAUUACAGAGCAACGUCAAAUACCACGCUGACUUCGAGAAGAGUAAGGGGAAAUUCACACAGGUAGCAGAUGAUCCAGAAACCCUCAGAAUCAAGGCGAACACAAAAAUAAUCAGCAAUGUCGCGUAUCACGGGGACUUGGAGAAGAAGGCGCAGAUGGAAAAACAGAGGCAGAUAAACGAGAACGGAGAAAUCGUGGACGUAGCCACCAACGAUAACUACCACCAACAAAUCGAAAAUUACGCCACUGAAAUGCUACCACCGAACUUACCACCGCCGAAUCUGCCACCGAAGAACCACUACCAGACACCAGUAGCGCAGUCUCAUCGUCAGUACCAACCGGAGUAUCGCCAGGACGAAUAUUAUUCACAACCAAAAUACGAGAACUAUCCACAGAAUGCAAAUCAGUAUCAGAGUUAUGGUAACCAGAAGAUUGGUAGGAUUCAAGAUUACGAUCCUCUGAGCGAUGGUCCGAGACAGCCUCCGAACACGCAGAGGGCGUCAGCUACUUUGAUUUAUAACAGUUCCAAUGAAGGGAAGCGAGGUGCGCAUCAAGUCCUGCAGCAGCAACAACAACAACAGCAGCAGCAGCAGCAGCAGCAGCAGAGUAGCCGGCACAUCGGUCGCGUCACCGACCUCGACCCACUUGCUAACGAACAGCAAAACCAUCGCGCUUCAAACCACCACAAUCAGAGAGUUUACAUUGCCAUGUAUGACUACGAAGCGAACGACAGUGAUGAAGUGUCAUUCCGCGAAGGCGACUACAUAUCGAACGUGACCUCCAUCGACGAGGGCUGGAUGACGGGGCAGGUGCUCCGCACCGGUCGCACCGGCAUGCUGCCCGCCAACUACGUGGAGCUCGCCACCGACGGCCGUCCGCGCUGAUACCGCCAGCGAGACACAUCACGCAGCAAGCAAGCCACACGAGAUACUAAUCACAAGUCACUAACCACACACCAAGUCAGACUCACUCACGACUCACGCACGAGAUACAAGUCACUAUAUUUCAUAUUAAAUAUACAAUGACAGAAAAUAAAUUACAGCCGAUUCCAAUGGCAGGGGGAGAAAAAAAUAAACAAACAACGUUGACCUUGAAUUGACAUGACGUCAUCGGUCGAAAUUUAAUAAUAAUCUGUGGUAUCCAUUUUGGAUUCGUGUAAUGUUUGCUUAAGUUUACACCUCUUGCCGUUGUUAUAUAGUAUACAUAAGUGAUUCACUGACAUACGCCAUUGAUACUAAUGAAAUGAAUAAAUAAAACGCCACUAACACCAUUGAUAGACAAUAAACCGCUAUAGAAUAGUACGAUACGAUAUAUAUAAUAUUAAUUUGUAUAACAUGCCACUGUCGUAUUCGACAUACGCCAACUAAUGAUACAUACUUAUUAUAUACAUAUAUAAAAUUUAUAACUUAUACAAGAAAUACGCUUUUGUUUUUUUUUAAAAUAUGAUAUAAUAAACUAAAAUUAUUUAUUCGAUACUUUGGCGCCUAACUUAUGUAAAAAUAUUACUCGGUAAUAAUUUUAAACAUAUGGUCGUAAUGGCGCCAAAAACGAAUUCUGUUUUUAAUUUACAAAAUUAACUCCAUUGCAUUGUAUGUUCUAGAACGAUGCGCGUCCUUAUAAAGAACUGAAAUCAUUAAUAAAUUCUCAGUAAACAUUAUUUAUGUAUUUCAUAAUAUACAGAAAAUAUUAUAUAAAUAUGAAUACAUAAUUGCAUUUUGAAAUCAUUCCAAAAAAUCAUUAGAUUAUUUUUAUUUUAUCUUAUGGCAACAUUUUGAGAGAUUAUAAUAUUAUGUUUAAUUGGCUACUUAAUAAAUUAUUUGAACAAUUUGUACUACAAAAUGGUUUUUUUUUAGUGUUAAAAAAAUGUAUAUUCUUGGGAUUUUUUUUAAGGAUUUCCAAAAAUAUGUGUAUGAUGAAAACUUUCGAACAAUAUUUUACGAUAAUUUUUGUACCUGGUCACACAGCAGGUUGCAAUAUAUUUUACACAUUGUAAAUAAUUUUACAUUUAGAUAUAAACAGUAUGGUGUAUACCAUAUUUUUAUAUAUAUUUUUGUAGAAAUAAAUUUUUAUAGUUACAUCUUUUAAUAAUUCUAAAAAUGCGAUCAAUGCAUAAUAAAUAUUUUAGGCACACAUAUUUUUUAAAUCACAUUCCGAUAAAUUUUUUUUGGGAACUUGUGUCUUAUUUUUUUUUUAACAUUUUAAUACACUUAGUGUCUUUUUAAUCUGUUUUAUUACUAUUAGCGCCAAUUUUUAUCGAAACAUAAUUUUUUUAAGUAAAUUUCAAAUGAACUUAUCCUGUUAUGUUGACUUCGAAUUAAUUAUUAUUAUAUUAAGAAUGGUUUAAAGGUGAAAACAAAAAUAGGGCGUAAGUUCUCGAGUAUUUAAGUUAUAAUAUCGUUACAGUCAUAGAACAAAUCCGGUUCUGUAAUAUUUAUUAAAAAAUUGCCUGUAAGUUUCCCACUGGUGUGGAGCUUAGCAUGGUGGAACCAAAAAUCCACUGAACAGUCAGUGGAUUUUUAUAUUGAUUAUUCCAUAUUCUAUAUAUAUAAAUAAUACCUUUCUAAUUAUUAAAUUCUUUAAAGUAAACAAAUUCAUUUUAACGCACAGAAUAUUAAAAAGCAUGUUGUUUCAUAAUUAUAAUAUAUAAAAAAAUUAUGUCGUUGCAAAACUGUUAUUGUUCUAAGUUUGUAAUGAUAUAUUGUCCGAUUAUAUUAUAUCUUGUUUUAAUAACAGAUUUGAUUGUGUUGAACAAAAUGUCUAAAACGGAUAUUUAACAGGACUAAAAUUUAAUAAGUCACUAAGUUAUGUUUUAUCUUUUACAUCUUUAUGAAAAUAGGCAAUUUUCUCUGUUAACCAAUUUUUUUUUUGUUAUAAUCUUUAGAAUUGCCAAAAAAAGAAUGAAAUUGUAGUGGAAAAAGUUUUUCUCAAAUUAACAAUGAUUAUGGUCAAAAUAUGUAAAUACUCUUUUAUAACCGAUCAAUCCACUUUUAUUUUACAUGAUUUAUUGAUGGUUUUUUUUUUGUUUUGGUUAAAAACACUAUUAUUAUUAUUACUAAUAUUGAAUAAAGAUGAAACCGCAACAUCAAAUGCCAUAAAUGAAAAAAGAAAUGAAAUGGAAAUAUUUUCAGUCCAGUCAAAGUUGUGAGGUUGCCGAUACCUGAUUUUAGUUCUGUUAAAUCUAUUUAGGGGUUGUGUACACCUAAAUCAACCUUCGAAACUUAUUGUUAAUUCCAAGUGUUGCACGGUUAGAUUAGACACUUUAUUUUAUUUAUUAUUUUAUUUACUCAAGACUAUGCUGCCCUUUUGAUUGUUAAAUCUCAUUUUAUAAGCCAAUUUUUUGGGGCAGUCUUUGUCUUAGUAUGUAAUUUGUUAUAAUUGUAAGCAUUUUUAAUACAUCACAAUUAAACGGCUUAAUUAUGAGCGAGGUUAUCAAAUCGUAUAUUUAUUUUUAAAAAUUCAUUUUUGUUCAUUUGGCAUGUCAAAUAUAGUUUUUAAUCUUUUUUUUUUUUGUAAUAUCAAAGCUAUGUUUUUUGUAGUUUUAAAUUGUUGAAUUUUCGCUCAUCGAUACCACAAGUUACGAGCCUUAUGAAUGGUAACAGUAUUAUAUGCCGAUCCGAUGUUACAGUGCCUAAUAUUUAAUAAAAUUUAAGCAA